This is a messenger RNA of Ostrinia furnacalis (Asian corn borer), 4159 nucleotides long. It is a transcript of the gene RpII140, whose product is annotated as RNA polymerase II subunit RpII140. Gene Ontology annotation, biological process: DNA-templated transcription. Gene Ontology annotation, molecular function: DNA-directed RNA polymerase activity; DNA binding; ribonucleoside binding. The transcript is spliced from 2 exons. The record is from RefSeq and is a predicted model, not a curated record. Bases 121 to 3651 code for a protein of 1176 amino acids. NCBI's taxonomy places the organism in Eukaryota, Metazoa, Arthropoda, Insecta, Lepidoptera, Crambidae.
GCAGCCAUUUUAGAAUUCGCCGCAAUCCUCGCGUUGCGGUAGGUAUUGUGUCGACGUCGAAUUUUUUAUUGAAUUUGCCACAAAUAUCACAAUUCAGGAGAUUUAGUUCUCCAUAUCAUCAUGUAUGAUACUGAAGAUGAUCAAUAUGAAGAAGAAGAUGUUGAAGAAAUUUCCUCUGAGCUCUGGCAAGAAGCCUGUUGGAUCGUUAUCAACGCGUACUUCGAUGAAAAGGGUUUGGUUCGUCAACAACUUGAUAGUUUUGACGAAUUUAUUCAAAUGUCUGUGCAGCGCAUAGUAGAAGAUUCUCCACCAAUUGAACUACAAGCAGAAGCUCAACAUUCGUCUGGUGAAAUAGAGACCCCUCCUAAAUAUCUUCUAAAGUUUGAUCAAAUCUAUUUAUCCAAACCUACUCACUGGGAAAAAGAUGGUGCUCCUUCGCCUAUGAUGCCUAAUGAAGCACGUCUUCGGAAUCUGACUUAUUCAGCUCCUCUUUACGUUGAUAUAACCAAAACCAUUGUAAAAGAGAAUGAAGAUCCAAUUGAAACGCAACAUCAAAAAACCUUUAUCGGGAAAAUCCCAAUUAUGCUGCGUUCGACUUAUUGCCUACUUAGCAAUCUAACUGACAGAGAUUUGACUGAAUUGAAUGAAUGUCCAUUAGAUCCUGGUGGUUACUUUAUCAUCAACGGUUCUGAAAAAGUCCUUAUUGCACAGGAAAAGAUGGCCACAAAUACUGUUUAUGUCUUCAGCAUGAAAGAUGGAAAGUUUGCUUACAAAACAGAAAUUAGGUCAUGUCUUGAACACAGCUCAAGACCUACCUCAACUUUAUGGGUGAACAUGAUGGCCAGAGGAGGGCAAAGUAUAAAGAAAUCUGCUAUUGGUCAAAGAAUCAUUGCUAUUGUUCCAUACAUCAAACAAGAAAUACCCAUCAUGAUUGUAUUCAGAGCCCUUGGGUUUGUAGCAGACAGAGAUAUAUUGGAACAUAUUAUCUAUGACUUUGAUGAUCCUGAAAUGAUGGAGAUGGUGAAACCUUCAUUAGAUGAGGCUUUUGUUAUUCAAGAACAAAACGUUGCACUCAACUUCAUUGGUGCUCGUGGGGCCCGACCAGGUGUCACUAAAGAAAAGCGUAUCAAGUAUGCUAGAGAAAUUUUACAAAAAGAAAUGUUACCACAUGUAGGAGUCUCUGAUUUUUGUGAGACUAAAAAGACUUACUUCUUGGGAUACAUGGUUCACAGACUACUUCUGGCUGCAUUGGGACGCCGAGAACUGGAUGAUCGAGAUCAUUAUGGAAAUAAACGUUUGGAUUUGGCUGGGCCUUUAUUGGCAUUUUUGUUCCGAGGCUUGUUCAAGAACUUGUUGAAAGAAGUAAGAAUGUAUGCUCAAAAAUUCAUUGAUAGAGGAAAAGAUUUCAAUUUAGAGCUGGCAAUAAAAACUAAAAUUAUCACUGAUGGUUUGAGAUAUUCUCUAGCUACAGGAAAUUGGGGUGAUCAAAAGAAAGCUCAUCAAGCUAGAGCUGGAGUGUCACAGGUGUUGAACAGGUUGACAUUUGCCUCAACAUUAUCUCAUCUAAGACGUGUCAACUCACCAAUUGGUCGAGAUGGUAAGCUAGCUAAGCCUCGACAGUUGCACAAUACACUUUGGGGAAUGAUUUGUCCAGCUGAAACACCAGAAGGUGCUGCUGUAGGUCUGGUGAAGAAUCUGGCAUUGAUGGCUUACAUAUCUGUUGGAAGUCAGCCAUCACCUAUAUUGGAGUUCUUGGAAGAGUGGUCUAUGGAAAAUUUAGAAGAAAUAGCACCAUCUGCCAUAGCUGAUGCAACAAAGAUAUUUGUCAAUGGUUGCUGGGUUGGUAUCCAUAGAGAUCCUGAACAACUUAUGGCCACUCUAAGAAAACUAAGACGUCAGAUGGAUAUUAUUGUCUCAGAAGUGAGCAUGAUUCGUGAUAUUCGAGACAGGGAAAUUAGAAUUUAUACAGAUGCGGGUAGAAUAUGUCGUCCAUUGCUGAUUGUUGAGAAUGGAGCUCUACUUUUAAAGAAAAAACACAUUGACAAUCUUAAAGAAAGAGAUUACAAUAAUUAUGGCUGGCAAAAUUUAGUUGCAAGUGGUGUUGUUGAAUACAUUGAUACUUUGGAAGAGGAGACAGUCAUGAUUGCCAUGAGCCCUGAUGAUUUGGCCCAAGUUAAAGAAUAUGCUUAUUGUACAACCUACACUCACUGUGAGAUCCAUCCUGCAAUGAUAUUAGGUGUAUGUGCAUCUAUUAUUCCAUUCCCUGAUCACAACCAAAGUCCCAGGAACACUUAUCAAAGUGCUAUGGGUAAACAGGCCAUGGGGGUUUAUAUUACAAACUUCCAUGUUAGAAUGGACACACUUGCUCAUGUGUUGUUUUAUCCACACAAGCCAUUGGUUACUACACGGUCCAUGGAAUAUCUGCGAUUCAGAGAACUUCCAGCUGGCAUUAAUUCCAUUGUUGCUAUUUUAUGUUACACUGGAUACAAUCAAGAGGACAGUGUUAUCUUAAAUGCUUCAGCUGUUGAACGAGGGUUCUUUAGAUCUGUAUUUUACCGUUCUUAUAAAGAUUCUGAAUCUAAAAGGAUUGGAGAUCAAGAAGAGCAAUUUGAAAAGCCUACAAGGCAAACUUGUCAGGGAAUGAGAAAUGCAUUGUAUGACAAAUUAGAUGAUGAUGGUAUAAUCGCUCCCGGAAUUCGUGUCUCUGGAGAUGAUGUUGUGAUUGGCAAAACCAUCACUUUACCUGAAAAUGAUGAUGAACUUGAAGGCACAACUAAACGUUACACUAAACGAGAUGCUUCUACAUUUUUACGAAACAGUGAGACUGGUAUUGUGGACCAAGUCAUGUUAACCCUCAACAGUGAAGGAUACAAGUUCUGCAAAAUUCGUGUCAGAUCUGUACGAAUUCCUCAAAUUGGUGACAAAUUCGCCUCUCGCCACGGUCAAAAAGGUACUUGCGGUAUUCAAUAUCGGCAAGAAGAUAUGCCUUUCACUUGUGAAGGUCUGACACCAGAUAUCAUCAUCAACCCCCACGCCAUCCCCUCCCGUAUGACAAUUGGUCACUUGAUUGAAUGCAUCCAAGGCAAGGUAUCGUCAAACAAGGGUGAGAUUGGUGACGCUACACCAUUCAACGACGCGGUGAAUGUGCAAAAAAUUUCAUCUUUACUUCAAGAAUAUGGUUAUCAUUUGCGUGGUAAUGAAGUAAUGUAUAACGGACAUACAGGCAGAAAAAUAAACGCUCAAGUGUUCUUGGGUCCUACAUACUACCAACGUUUAAAGCACAUGGUGGAUGACAAAAUUCACUCCAGAGCUAGAGGGCCUGUCCAGAUUUUAGUGAGACAACCUAUGGAAGGUAGGGCGAGAGAUGGUGGACUGCGUUUUGGGGAAAUGGAGCGUGAUUGUCAAAUUGCGCACGGAGCCGCCCAGUUCCUUAGAGAACGUCUCUUUGAAGUCUCUGAUCCAUAUCGAAUCCAUGUUUGCAACUUCUGCGGCUUGAUAGCUAUAGCUAAUCUGAGGAAUAAUACUUUUGAAUGCAAGGGUUGUAAGAACAAAACUCAGAUUUCUCAAAUAAGGCUCCCAUAUGCCGCGAAAUUACUAUUCCAAGAAUUGAUGUCCAUGAAUAUUGCCCCAAGAUUGAUGGUGGUAAACUAAUAUUGUAUUUCUCAUACUUAGUAGAUAUAAGACUAAUUAAACACUGGGCGCUUCCAAAAUUUUCAAAUAAUCUCCCGAUUAGAUAGUAAAACAUGUUUUGUAAUUGUUUAAAAAUUUGUGAUUUCAUGACUUCGAUUCCGGUCUGAUUCUUUAAAUGCCUUUGUUUCUUUAUUCUGAGGAAAACAUGACAAAAGUAUAGAUCGAGCUGCGAGAGUUAAGGCGACCAACACAAGCAAAGUUUUCUAUUCGUAUACAUACGAUGAUAGCCGCGCUGACAUCUCGCGUAGUCUGAUAAAUUUGUCUCACUUGCCUUGCACACAUCUACCAAAAUCGAGGUAGCUAGUGUAUUCGAUAUUUUGAACUUUAAUGCAAUGUUGUGUUCUGUAUUAAAAUAUUACAUCAAUCAGUGUUCGCCUCAACUUUCGCUGCGCGACUUAUACAUCCAUACUUAAUAUUACAUUAUUAAAUCGAAUUCCAUAAUGUAUAACCAGCCCAUUUAGGUAUUAGU